Messenger RNA from Cinara cedri, 6517 nucleotides. Lineage: Eukaryota; Metazoa; Arthropoda; Insecta; Hemiptera; Aphididae. The record is from the annotation of a GenBank genome assembly.
GUUGUUUUCAAUAAUAAUAUUCAUAACGAUAAUCAAUUUUCGGUACUUGUACAUGUGUCGUGUAUGUGUUUACUAUUAAACAUAAUAAAUUAAUAUCAAAACAAUACUUCAAUAACGGACACUCAAAUUCGGAGUUUUAACUCCGAAUUUAAGUUCCAUAAUAAUUGUGAUUAAUUUCUUUGUAUCUUAUAAUUUUUUUACUUUACACUUCUAAGUUAGUCUAUAGGUACUUUUAACAAAAUGUCCUGUCAGAUUCCCCGUCAUGUAUUGCAACGCGUCAGUGAUCGUAAAACAAGGAAACUAGCUGUUGAUGAAUCUGACCCAACAUCAUCGGACACUGAUAUCAUGUUAGAUUCUAAAUUAGAUAUAAUUGAAGAUUCACAAUCACCACUGAAAGGAUACAGAGACCUAUUUGGUGAAUUUAUACCGUACAAUACACCUGUAAAUAGUGCAAAUAAUAUGGCACCUAAAAACAAAUUAGUAAAUAAAACACAAGUAAAAAAAAAAAAGAACCAGUCAUGUGAGAAAAAUAAGAAAACUAAUCCGAAAAAAAGACAGCCAAGAAUAUUUCCUACUCCAAAAAUAAUCAAAAUAAUGCAGAAUGCGCAAACAGAAUUAUAUUCCAUAAUGGGUCACAGUAGUGUAAGCUCAAGUGACAGUUCCAGAGAAAUAUCAGUUGAAUCCAAUAACAAUCUUAAUGUUAGUGGAAUUCACCAUUUACUAAAUAGUCCAACAUCAAGUAGUAAACGUAAUACAAAUUGUGAAGUUCUUAAAGGUAAAUUUGAUAACUACACAUUUUAAAAUGUAAGUUGUACCCUUAACAUUUAUCCUUAAAAAUUUAAAACCCAACCAAUUAAUUUGUAUAAUUUAAUUAAUUAAAUACACUUUAAAUAAUAUUAUAGCUGAAAUCAGUCUUCGAUUGAGUAAUUUUGGCCAGUCGUGCUUAACAUCCAACUAGUUCAAUUAAAUGGCUUAAUUAUAAGAGUAUUUGGCAUAUCGUCAUCCCAAAAAACAAAAUUGCAAGGAAUUGAUUAGUUUUUGGCUCCCUAAAACCUAUCACCUAAUUUACAAGUUUUAACCCCUAUCACAAGAAUUCAGAUUUAAGUAUGACCAACUAAAUCACCAACUAAUCGAUCUCAUCCAAACAGUGCCAUUCAUUAAAAAAGAUGGAAAGGUAUGAUGUAUUCAACACAACAAGAAGAGUCUAAUGACUAAUAAUAAACAAUAAAUUAAAAAAUCUUAUUAUUUUCACAUUUUAUUUAUAAAACAUCUGUUUGGUAUGGCUAAAUAUGAUACAUUAUUAUAAUUACCAGUACCAGACCAAUUGAAUAACUAAGCUACUAGCCUUUUGUAAUAAGCAUGAUUGCACGCCAACCUAAUCCACCCUUAAUAAGAUUGAUGUAAUUUGAUAAUUUAAAUGUACAAUAAAUUCUCUUUACAUAAUGUUCUUAAAAUUAAAAAUAUCAUUAUAUACAAUGAACAUCAUAGUGGUCAAUUAGCUAAAGAUGAAUAUAUAAAAUCUAAACAAAUAACGUUUUAAAAGGGUCAAUACUUUAAAUGUUUUUGAAAUAUAGUAUUAGUUUACAAUUUUUAUAUUAUUGUAUUAACUCUUGUACCCAUCUUUUCAUAAAUCUUUUAUUUUUUACUUCUUUAUUAUUAUAAUAGCUAAUAUCAAAACAAAUGUAAUUUAUAAGUUGAAACAAUAUAAAUGAAAAUUAAAAUUUAUGUAAAACAUUUCUCUUAAAUUAAAAUUUAAUGUUUUAGACAAAUUUGAUGUUAUUAUCCAUGUUAAUACACCAAGGUUAAAUAGUGUGCAUUUACUGUUAAUUUAGGCUUGCUUAAGAAGACAUUCACUUAAAUAAUAUGUAUAUUAUUAUAUGUGUAAUAAUCCUUAUGUUUUAGGAGUUUUUGCAUUUGUUGACUAUAAAUUGAAUGGUGGAUGCUGUAAUAAAGGAAUACAAGAUCAACUUUUUAAAUUAGGAGCCCAAGUUGAAAAGACAUUCAAUCUCAAAGUAAUAUUACUUAAUAAAUUAUUAGAAGUUGAAUAUAUUAUGUUUUAUGCUAUCUUAUUUUUAUUAAAGGUAACACAUAUAGUGUUUCGUGAUGGAAAUCCUAAAACAUAUGAUAAAGCAAUAGAACGUAAUAUUCCGCUGGUUUCUGCAAGAUGGGUGCACAACUCUCGAGUAGCUAAUAAGAUAUUGGAUCCAAUUGAUUAUCCACCUGUUGACAUAGAAAAAUUUAAAAAGCCGCUGGGAUCAACUUACAAUAUUACUGUAUGUUGAUUCAAAUGUUUAAUUCUUAUAUUUAAUUAUCAAUCUAACAUUAAUGUAUAAUACCCAUUGUCAUUAAUGUUUUUAUUCACUUAUGUACCUAUAUCCUAAUCAAAUAAUAUUCAUGAGAUUAUUUAUUUUAUUUUCAGAAACACAAUACACUACAACAAACUGUUAGAUUAGAUAAGAAAGACCAAAUGUUUAAAAAAAAACGUGAUGACCUCGUAAAGCAUGUAAAUAAUUUUCCGGUUUACCUUGAUGAAAAUAAUGAAAACUCUACUAUAUCAAAAACUUCAAAAAAACAAAAUCCAUUAAUUGAACGAGUAUGUUUUUUCUACCAUAUACAUACAGGGUGUCCCGCGAAAAUAUUCCCGUUACAAUAUCGCCUAAGAUAAUAAAGUAAAAUUCUGGAUAUGGACUACAAAUAUUUAUAAUUUAAUUAAAUUAUUAUGUUUUGAUAAAAAUAACUUUUUACUUUAUUAUUUUUGAAAAACUUGAAGUAACCAUUUUAUAAAGUUUAUUCUUCUGGAAUUUUUGAAGUAUCAACUUUUUAUUUUCAUUAAGUUUGUGAUUUUUAAUAAUUUUUUAAAUUUCAGAAAACAAUACCUACCUAUAAUUAUGCUGUAGUGUGUAAUCGCAUUUGCUAAUUGGUUAUUAUUAUCAAAGCUAAUUGAAUUUACACUUUAUUUAUCUAAACUUUUAAAAUUAUUAAAAAUCAUGAAUUUAAUGAAAAUAAACUAUUUAUGGCAAUCUUUAAUUUUUUAUGAAAACAAAAAAAAUUAAUUUAAAUAUAAAUAUUUCUAAUCAUUAUUUUUAUGAACAAUAUAUAAAAAAAAAAUUGUUUAUCUUUAUUAUUUCCAAAGGUUACAAUUAUAAUAGGUAUACCUUCGUGUGACACCCAGUGUAUAGCUAGUUGUACUUUUUAAAAUACUAAAUAAUUAGGUAUUAUAAUGUAAUUAUUGUACAAUUAUAUAUAGAGACCGGAUAUGUUCUUAAUAUCGAUAAAAAGCACUUGAAAAUAAUCACUUAAAAAAUAUAUAAAAAUGCAAAAUUAAUAACAGGGGUUUAGUAGUCACCUUCUAACAAAUUUAAUUUAUAAAUACAAUUUUCUAACACCACCAAAGUGAUUAAUAAAAAGUAAUUUUUUUUUUUAUAAUACGUACAAUUUUAUUUAAAAGAAAUUAUUUUGUAUGAAUCAAUUUUGUAGUCUUAGGAAAUUAAAUUAAGUUAGAGCCAUUAAUGGGGGGGACUUUUAAACUCCUCUAUUAUGUUUGCUCUUUUUUAAAUGUUUUAAAGGGCCUUUUAGUGGAUUAUAAGAGAAUAUAAAUCCAGUCUAUUUAUAUAUAUAAUAUAUAUAUAUAUAUUUUUUUUUAGAUUGAUUCUCAAAAAACCAAUGAUAAUAUUAUAACCAUUUUAUCAGAUCAGUUAUGUAAAGUUUUAAAUACCAAUGAUAGUCCAAUGCCAAAUAAAAACAUUGAUGAGCUAUAUUUACCAAUGUCAAUUAAACAAUUGAGGAAGAUUCUCACACCCAGUGAAAAGGAAAACAAAACACCAACAAAAUUUGACAGUGACUUAGUACAAAUUGAAGAUUGUCUAAAUUUAAAUAGCCAAGCUAGACGACGGUUACGUAAACUAUUAUUUCCAACAACAGAAUUACCAAACCUAACCAUUGACAGUGACAGUGAUUUCCCAUCACCAUCGCCCCAAAAAUUGAGAAUCAGUGCUCCAGCUAAAUUGACUAGUUCAAAAAAACAAAAAAACAAAAUUAAUACAGUAUCUCAAAACAAAAAAUUUAAUAAUGAAAAAACUCCACCAACCAAAAGAAUUGACAAAAAUGGCUUGGGAUGGAGAAUACCUACAGAAUUACGUCCAAAAAAAAAAAAAAAUAUUCCAAAAGGAAAAAGUAUGCAAGCUGAAAAGACUCAAACUAGUGUAUUUUCCAGAAAUUCGUCUACAGUUUUUGAAACCCCCCAGAGUUCUUUAGCUGAUCCUGUAGUGCUACAAAAAAUUGCAUGUACUGGAAUGAAAAGAAGGUGAUAUUAUAUUCUAACACUUUUUAUUAUUAUUUAAUGUAUUACAUAUUAUUAGACAAUUUUAUUAUUACAGUGAAGUAGCCAAUAUAAAGUUGGCUAUACAAAAUUUAGGAAAAUUUACUUUUGAUGAUAAAGUGAAGCCAUCAACCACUUAUUUAAUUACCAAAUCACAUGCAGAUAGAACAUUAAACAUGGUAUUUGCAAUGGCCUUUGGGUGUUACAUUGUUUCUGAAAAAUGGGUAAGAAUACUUUUAAAAAAUAAUAUGUUAAUUGCGGUUUACUUGGUAAUUAACUAGAAAUAUUAUUUCUUUAAUGCGGACCACCCAAUAUCUAAAAUCAUCAUUGAUAGCAUAAAGAAAAAUUAUCAAAUUUAAAAUUAAAUCCAACUUUUAUUUUGGCAUAAAACCAUAUUGAUUUGUGAUGCUGAAUUUACAUUAAAACUGAUCAUAAUAAAACUUUAAUUAUUAUCAUGGAUUUGCUUUAUUAUGAAAAAAAUAAAAAUAAAAAAAAUACUAAAGGCCAUGCAUUAUUAUUUUAAAACUUACAAUAUUUACAAGUCAAGAUUUCUAGAUUACCUGGAAAUAAGAAACAAAUACUGUAAAUAAUAUGUAUAGUAUCAAAUCACUGAUUUAAAGAUAUGAUUACCAUGUAUAGUGUUGUAUCAUACUUUAUUAAUUGAAAAAAAUGUUCUUAUUAUAUUGAUGGUAAGUUUAAUUUUCCAUUAAGAGUUUUAAUUUAUCGAUAUAGAGUAGAGCUACAGGAAGUAAUCAGUAUGUCAAUUCCACAUAAUCAAUAAAUAUCAAGUGCUCCAACUAAUAAUUAUUAUUAAACUAUGCUAUUAUUUUGUUUACUUUCAUGUUCUUGAAUUAUAAAAUUGCACUAACACAAGUAUAGAUAAGUCAUGUAAAGAAAAAAAAUGAUUUCUAUAAUAUAUAUAAAUAUAUAUAUGUAGUAUUUCAUAGAAAAUCAGGUAAUUUUGGUUUUAGAACAAAAUCAAUAUAAUUAAUAUAUCAUUAAAAAUGUAAAGAGUACAAUAUUUCAUAGGGCAAGACAGUGCAUUUUCCUACUAUUCUAAUUAUUAUUCCUGAUAAAACAUUCAAUAUAUUAAUUAGAAAUAAAAAUUCAUAGUUUUUAAAUAUUUCAAAAAAUAAUCACAUUGUCUUGUCCUCCUGAAUAUUGUGCUCAUUUAAUUUUUAUAAUAGGUGCUUUUAUUCUUAAAUCAAAAUUAAGCGGGUUAAUUGGACUGAGAAAACACAUGAGGGUAUAAUGUCCUUUUAAACUAUAUUCAAAGUUCAAUACAUUGUUUAAAUAUAUAUAUAAUAAAUUUUCAAUUUAUUUUUCAGAUACAUGAAUCAAACAUAAUUGGAAAAUGGAUUCCUCAUCAACCAUAUUUGAUUACAAAUCUAUCAGAACCAGUUAAAGUAAUAAUUCUAAAUUAACUUAUAUUUUAUUUGUGAUUAAUUUUAAUAUCAUUUAUUUAAGAAAUUUCAAGCACGACGUCAAAUGUUUGGUUCAUUAUUAACAUUUCAUAUAUUUGAUGAUGCCGGUAGCAUAUACAUAUCAAAUACCUGUGAACCAUCAGCUAGACAACUAAAACGACUAGUACGGGCUUGUGGUGGCCAAUGUACAAAUAAUGAGACAACAGCUAAUAUAGUGGUUGGUUAUACAUUUCUGGGGAUUGGUAAUAUCCAUGAAAAAUGGAUAUUAGAUUGUAUAACUCAAGGUGUAUUGCUAAAUAAGAAUAAGUAUGCAUUAGUUGAUAGCAAUAUUAUUACAUAAAUGUUAUAAUAUAAUGCUGGUUUGUAUUUAAAUUAUGACAACAAUAGUAAAACGUUAUAAAUUAGAUACAAACCCGCGUCUUUAAAAUAUUCAUACUUGUUUUUCUUUAGUUAAUUUAUAUAUAUAUAUAUCUAUAGGGAAGGGCUUCUAUUUUAAAUAAUGUAAUAGUAGUAGUGUAUACUCUUAACAUUGGUAAUACAUAAAAAUUAAAAUAAUAACCACUAAUUUAUAAUAUUAAUACAUUUUUCAUUCUACUUUUAAUUAUGUUUUAUAUCUUGACAUUUUGACACAAUUUUGUUUGUAACUUAAAAAAUUUCUACCCUAAAUUGUUUUAUUAUUAUUAUUUUAUCUUAUUGUUACUUUCUACAUUAUAUUUUUAGCAAAAUAUAAAAUACUUUUCUAUUUAAUUUUUCAUUGUGAGUUUUCAUCUAUUUU